AUGUUUUUAUGGCCAAUCAGGUUAUUACUAAUAUCAACAGUCAUUGGAUUUAGACUCUAUAAUUUUUAUAAAUAUUUCACUAGUUAAUAUGGAUAUGAAUAAGAACUUUGUCCUGAUUUGCAUACGCAUGUAUUCGAUAUGCAUCCACAUAAAUGUGUCUGUAAAAUUAUAAAAGUAAUUUAGCAUAUGCUUCAAUUUGUCAAGGCGUGACUGAAAUAGAAGUAAAAAUCGCAGUAAAUGGCUCUUAAUAUUUAUGCCAUCCAAGAUUUUAACCUUGGGGAGCAGGAUCCCCAUAAAAAGACUUAUAUGCUAUUCAUUGUGGAUAUGAUGGUGGUGAUUAGUUGGUUAUGGAAAUGUUAUCUGAUGGACAUUAUAAAUAUUAUUGUAAAUGUAAGAAUACUUGUUUAAUUGAUUAGCAUUCACUGAUGAUAUCAAUAGAAGAUGUUUGAUUACUGCUCUUUAGUAAGGUUUAUAUAGAUGUCAAUUUUGUAAGUAUCCUUUCCUAGGUUAUUUAUGCAAAUUUAAGGAUUCGACUGAUUUUGAUGAAAGAUAUACAAAUCCUCCUAUAUGUAAAAAAUCUAUUAAUUUAAGUGUGCAAAGCUAUAUAUUGUGCAGAAUGUGAUUAACUUGAAGCUUGUUCUAAAUGUCCUUAUGGUUACUCAUUAAUUGGUGCUCAUUGCUCUUGUAAGGACUUGCUUUUUAAUAUUUUAGUUUGCGAUGGAUUUACAUCAUGUAUAUGGAAUGGCACUCACAAUAUUUAUAAUUAAGAAUGCAUAGAUGGAUUUAGUUUACGUGAUAAUAAAUGCAUGUGUACUUAUGAAAAAUAUACUCUAGAUUGUAUGUAAUGUAAAAGUUGCGUGAAUACAAGUUGUGAUUCUUGUUACAACUAUUAAUUUAGAGUCCUUAAAUAUUGGGGCAGCUAAGAAGAAUAUGCUUGUGCUUAUGACGUCAGCAGCGCUUGUGAUUUUAGUAGAUAAUCAAUAAGUGAACCCUAUCUACCAAUCAACACUAUUAAUACAGAAUUAAAAUAUUACAAUAUAACAUGCAGUCUAUGUGACCCUGGAUAUUUUCCUGUCAGUAAUGGAUGUGAAUGUAAGAAUUAAUUAUCAAUUAUUUAGUAGUUUCAGCCAAAUUUAAAAACUGUUUUAUGUUAAAUUUAAAUGGAGAUACUUGUUAAGCUUGUCUUAAAUAAUAUGCAUUACAUUCAGAUGGUACAUGUUAACUCAUGUAAUUGGGUGGAAGUUCAAAUUGCCAAACCUUUUUGGAUAUAAAUCCAUAAUUUUGUACUACCUGUGAUGCUACAAAAAUACUAAUUUAAGAGAGUGGUAUUUGCAUUUGUAAGCCUACAUAUGGCUUUUAAGUUGAUAUUUGCAUUCCUUGUACAGAUGGUUUUUGUUAAGAAUGUGACCAAUCCGACUUUUAUUCAUGUAUUUCAUGUAAACCAGGAUCUAAUAGAAUUUUAAUGGACUAGAGAUGCAUUUGUUAACCUGGCUCAUACGAUCCUGAGAAUGAAGAUUAGAUUUGCAUCAGUAAAUAAAUAAAUAAAAUUUAAGUUUGUGAUUAAUCUUGUCCUACUUGUUUUGGCCCAUCAAAUUAAGAAUGUAUUGAAUGUUUAGAUGAAAGUAUUUCCAAUAGAAUACAAAUUGGUGAUUCUUGUCCAUGUAAAACUGGAUAUGCUGAAUACGAAAUAAUAGAAUCUAAAUGUGGAAGUAUUAGUUCUAAUUAAAUUUAGAAUGUCAUCCAAGAUGUAAUACUUGUUUCUAAGCAGCUGAUGAAACUACAAACCAAUAUUGUCUAACAUGUAAACCUGGAUAAAAUCGUGUUGUAUCAGAUAAUUUCAAUUGUAAUUGCUUGGAAAAUUAUGGAGAUUAUUAUGGCACUAAAGAUGUUUGUUUCGGUACUUUUAAUUAAUAAUUAAUAGUUUGUGAUUAUACUUGUGGAACUUGUGAUGAUUUUGGUCCAACACAUUGUAUUGAAUGUUUAGAAAGCUCUAAUAGAUACUUAACUUCCUCAGGAGAAUGCAUAUGUAAAACUUCAUAUUUUGAUGAUGAAACAGAUAAUAUAGAAUGUUCAAGUAAUAAUAAAUUAAAUAUAAAUAAUAGAAUGCCAUUACUCAUGUAUACUAUGUGCAAACAGUAUUUAGAAAGAUGCAUGUUAAUAAUGUCCAUUAACUAGAGAACCUAGUGAUCCGUUAGCUACUUAAUUUGAAUGCAAUUGUUCAUCUUCAAAUCUUUUUGAUGAUGGAUUUUCACAAGAAUGUCUAUAAUGUGAUUAUACUUGUUAAACUUGCAAUGGUCCUCUUUCUUCUAAUUGUCUAACAUGUGAUUCAACCUAUAGAUAACUAGAUUUAUCAUCUUGUGUAUGUUUAAAUGGAUAUUAUGAUAUUGGAUAAUUAUAAUGUGAAAGUAAUUAAAAAUUAAUUAUCAAUAGAAUGUCACUAUUCUUGUCAUUAAUGUUUUGAUAAUACUGUAGAAGGUUGUAUUGCUUGUUCUUUGGAUCUUCAUUAGAGAGUUUAAAAAGGUAAUAUUUGUAAAUGCAUUGAUGGAUAUUAUGAAGAGCCUGGAAUAGCUUUGUGUAAACGUAAUUAUUCUAAUUACUAAUAAUUUAUUAGAAUGUUCAUAUAAAUGUUAGACAUGUGAAACCCAAUCAGAAUAAUGUUUGAGUUGUCCAUUAAAUUCUUUACGUGUCCUUGAUUCUAUAAAGGGUUGUUAUUGUUUAGGAGAAUAUUAUGAAAAAGAAAAUGAAAUAGCUUGUUAAAGUAAGAUUUAAAUAUCAAUAAAGAAUGUCAUUUCAAAUGCAAAUCCUGUAAUGGUUAGAAUGAAAAUAAUUGUCUCUCUUGUGAUUCUGUUGCAAAUAGGGAAUUAAAAGGGAAUGAAUGCAAAUGCUAAAUACAUUACUUUGAAAUGGAAGUUUAGGAAUGCACUAGUAAUUAUUAAAUAUAAAAGUAGUUUGCAGUGCAUUCUGUUAUGAAUGUAUUAAUAAUUUUGAAAAUUGUACAUCAUGCAAUAAUGAUAGAUUUUUAGUUGGAAGUACAUGCAAAUGUAUUACUAAAUUUAAUGGAGCUGCAAUAAGUACAUUUGAUUAUAAUGGAAUGGUUAAAUGUUAAAGUAUAUUAUUAAAUUAUCAUUAGAAUGUCAUCAUUCAUGUGGAACAUGUGGAGGAAUUGAAGAACUAGAUUGCAUUAAUUGUAUAGAUACAGAUCACAGAUAUUAAAUAGGAACUACAUGUCUUUGUAAUGAAGGAUAUUAUGAUGCAGGAUUGCCUGUUUGUGAAAGUAAUAAUAAAUUUUUAUAAAUAGAAUGCAGUUAUAAAUGUAAAGGAUGCCAAAAACAAUCUGAAAGCUGCGUUUCUUGUCCAGAUAACAGCUUUAGAUAAUUUGUUUCAGGUUUUAAUAGAUGCCAAUGUAUCUAAAGAUAUUAUGAUGAUGGAUAAAACGAAGUUUGUUAAAGUAAUUAUAGUUUUUAUUAUUUUAAAGAAUGUCAUUAUUCAUGUCUGAGAUGUAAUGAUAUAGAAACUAAAUGUGAAUUAUGUUCAAUUGAAUCAAAUAGAAUUUAUAAUGAUCAACUUUUUACUUGUGAUUGUAAUAUUGGAUAUUAUGAUAUUGGAAUUGAAAAUUGUUAAAAAUGUCACUAUUCUUGUUUAAGUUGUAAUUCUGGAGAUUUUAAUUCUUGUAUUUCAUGUGUACCUAUGAAUAAUUCAAAUAGAGUACUNUGUAAAACCCUCUUAUUUUGGAUAUGA
Paramecium primaurelia is the source of this 3738-nucleotide messenger RNA. The record is from the annotation of a GenBank genome assembly. NCBI's taxonomy places the organism in Eukaryota, Ciliophora, Oligohymenophorea, Peniculida, Parameciidae.